CUAAAAGAUCCGGAUAGUGCAAAACCGAAAACACCUUUAAAAGUGAAACCGACGGAAAGUAGCCCUGAACCCGAGGUAGAUGCAACAAUUCCAUUGUCAAAACCGAAGAAAAAAUCAAAAGCAAAACCCGAAGAAUCAGAUGUCGAACCCGAAGAAGAACCAGAAAAUCCUGAUGAUGAGGAGGUUGAACCGGACUCUGUUCCCAAACCUAAGAAACCUAAUGUUAAAUCCGGAAAACCCAAAGGUUCAGCGAUUAAACCCAAAAAUCCUCUCAAAGUUAAAUUAGACAGUCCUGAACCGGAAACUGAUGCCACGUUACCUUUAUUGAAGAAAAAACCGAAAAACAAAAAAGAAGAUGAACCGGAGGAACUGGAUGAGAACUCCGCCCCAGAAAUGAUUACCGAGCCUGAAGACAAUGAAAAUAUACCGCCAAAGAGGAAGCCGAAACAAAAAAAGAAGAAACCGAAACCACAAUGGAUUCCACCGCCUAGACCACCACCGGAACCGUAUGAAAUGCCACCGGAAGAGAAGAAAUUAGCUGAAAUAUUGAAAGAAGAAAAAAUUCCACCGACAAAACGAUAUGCUAGAAAACCGCAACAUUUAGAUGUUUUUAUUCCGUUCGAAAUACCUUGGGAGAAUUUACCUGCACUACAAACACAAGAAGGUAUGGGUGCAUUCGGACAUACACGAGAUACGAAUAUUAAAGUUGAUCAAGGUUCCAAGCAUUUGGUACAG
This is a messenger RNA of Acanthocheilonema viteae, 735 nucleotides long. The record is from the annotation of a GenBank genome assembly. NCBI's taxonomy places the organism in Eukaryota, Metazoa, Nematoda, Chromadorea, Rhabditida, Onchocercidae.